Molecule: messenger RNA, 2918 nt
Organism: Hyaena hyaena (striped hyena)
Lineage: Eukaryota; Metazoa; Chordata; Mammalia; Carnivora; Hyaenidae
Gene: CHST11
Product: carbohydrate sulfotransferase 11
Exons: 3
Coding region: 503-1561 (352 amino acids)
Biological process (GO): proteoglycan biosynthetic process; carbohydrate biosynthetic process
Cellular component (GO): membrane
Molecular function (GO): sulfotransferase activity
Source: RefSeq, a predicted model, not a curated record
CGCCCUCCCCUCGCCGGGGGCUGCGAGUUGCAUUUGGUAAAACCCAGCCCGGAAUAUAUAGAUCAUUGGAGCGCAAUGAAGUAGCCUUUGGAGCGGAGGGAGGGGGCCCGCUCGACAGCCACAGCGGCCAGCGCAGCGGCGGCGGCGGCACCAUCCGCGCUCGCACCCCAGCCGCCCGGCCCGCGAGGAGGCAGCGGCGGCCGCCGGCGGGAGCGGAGGCGGCGGCGGGGACGCGAGGAGGAGCAGCGGGAGGAGCCGGAGCGCGCAGCCGGCGGGUCCACGCAUCUCCGCACUUCCAGAGCAACUCCGGAGCCUUCCGUACCCCUGCCCGGGGCUGGGGGCUCCGAGAGCGGCCGCGAAGCCCUCCCCAGAGUCCGCCCUCCCGAGCCCUGCCCAGCCCUGCCCUGCGCCUCCCGGGCUCGGCUCCGCGCGGCAGGGUCCCGGCUCCUGCGCCCCGGGCGCGCCCCCCGGACACCCCGGUCCCCGCAGCCAGGACAAAGCCAUGAAGCCGGCGCUGCUGGAAGUGAUGAGGAUGAACAGAAUUUGCCGGAUGGUGCUGGCCACUUGCUUGGGAUCCUUUAUCCUGGUCAUCUUCUAUUUCCAAAGUAUGUUGCACCCAGUCAUGCGGAGGAACCCCUUCGGUGUGGACAUCUGCUGCCGGAAGGGGUCCCGAAGCCCCCUGCAAGAACUGUACAACCCAACUCAGCUGGAGCUCUCGAACACCGCCGUCCUGCACCAGAUGAGGCGGGACCAGGUCACAGACACCUGCCGGGCCAACAGCGCAGUGAGCCGCAAGCGGCGCGUGCUGACCCCCAGCGACCUGAGGCACCUCGUGGUGGAUGAGGACCACGAGCUCAUCUACUGCUAUGUGCCCAAGGUGGCCUGCACCAACUGGAAACGGCUCAUGAUGGUGCUCACCGGCCGGGGCAAGUACAGCGACCCCAUGGAGAUCCCGGCUAACGAGGCGCACGUGGCGGCCAACCUCAAGACCCUGAACCAGUACAGCAUCCCCGAGAUCAACCACCGCUUGAAAAGCUACAUGAAGUUCUUGUUCGUGCGGGAGCCCUUUGAGCGGCUGGUGUCGGCCUACCGGAACAAGUUCACGCAGAAGUACAACACGUCCUUCCACAAGCGCUACGGCACCAAGAUCAUCCGGCGCCAGCGCAAAAAUGCCACCCAGGAGGCGCUGCGCAGGGGCGACGACGUCAGGUUCGAGGAGUUCGUGGCCUAUCUCAUCGACCCGCACACGCAGCGCGAGGAGCCCUUCAACGAGCACUGGCAGACCGUGCACUCGCUGUGCCACCCGUGCCACAUCCACUACGACCUCGUGGGCAAGUACGAGACGCUGGAGGAGGACUCCAACUAUGUCCUGCGGCUGGCAGGGGUGGGCAGCUACCUCAAGUUCCCCACCUACGCCAAGUCGACGAGAACUACUGACGAAAUGACCACAGAGUUCUUCCAGAACAUCAGCUCCGAGCACCAAACGCAGCUGUACGAAGUCUACAAACUCGACUUUUUAAUGUUCAAUUACUCAGUGCCAAGCUACCUGAAAUUGGAAUAGGGGGAGGGGGGGGUGGGAGAGGGAGAGAGUCGUGCUUUUUAAUUUAAGAUUUUUAUUUGUCAAAAGAAUUCUAUGGAUAGUGGGUUAUUUUGUAAAUUAAUAUUUCUUUGGGGAUGAUGCUGCGAGCAGCAUGGUGAGAAUUAUUUAAAAUCCUUAGUAGGGAAGGACGGCUAGGCAGCCUUUGCAGGGGAAUGGGAUGGGUGUUCUUGGUCUUAGACGUGAAUACUGCAACACUGUCUCGGAGGUGUAACUUGUGCUCUGGUGAAUUCCAUGAAUCGUGCAUCCCAUAAAUUCUAAUUAAUAUUAUUUAUAGUUAUUUAAACAUGGUCUCUGUAUAGAUUUAUUUUUGUGGCAGCAAGAUUCUGAGGUCUUUGCAGAAGAAAUGUUUUGCUCUGUGCUUGCUAGAGCUCAUUUGGGGACACGGAUGCCCACCUUGCUAACCACGCUCGGAGCAAGCUGUGUGAUGACACCCAUGGCGAGGUCUGUCCUGCCGCCAUUCUUGAAAUUCUGUGACAAAUAAAUAGAAAUAGGCACCUUUGCAAGGGACUAAUUCCGGACAGAUUCCCAAUCACCCAGGAGUCCCCUUACACUAAGAAAAGAAAAAAUGUUUUUCUUUUUAACCCAAGGAGAAGAGUUGAUCGUAGUUUUUUUUUCCUUUUUCACCAGAAAUAGUGGUCUGUUAGAAUAGGCUUUCCUACAGAAAUUUUUAACUGGCAGUGCCAGUUGUGAUGGUGAAGUGGCUGUUGCUUUAUAUUCGACAUGUAUUUAUUUAGCAACUACUAUGUGCUUGGCCUAAUUUUAGGCCCAGCGGAUAGAGCAUUGAGCACAACCAAUAGUCUCGGCCCUCAAGAAGCUUUAUGUGAACACAGUACCCAGCUCAGCAAUUAGCAAACCCCUGAUAUUCGUGGACUUACCAUGAGGUUUGCACUGUUUUGAACAACCCCAGAAUGUCUAUGAUGCCUACAAAUUUGCCUUUUUCUCUGGCCCAAAUUUGAAAACAACACACUUAGAACACGCCACUUGUGAGUAAUCCAAGUUCAUUGCCCAACCCAAGAGAUGACAAAAAGCAUGUGCCCACUCCAGUGUAUCCGUAGUGUCUGCCUUUAAGCCCCCCAUUUGCCAGGCAUCGCAUGGAAGGGUGCUGUGGCUGAUUGGUCCUGCCUGCCUUGGGCGAGGGAAGGGGAACAUUCGCCCAGUGCCUCUCCCUGUCGCCUCAGUCCAGCAUCCACAUCUCCGUGUAGAAAUGUUCUCUCUUCUUGGCCACGCGCAAGAGGGAGAUGCCGUGACAGGCCUCAUACGUUUGCGAUUUGCAGUGCUCUGGCAUUUCUCCCCUCGUGAAGAUCAGGGGUGCGCCGUU